Messenger RNA from Paramisgurnus dabryanus, 1169 nucleotides. Its product is annotated as C-type lectin domain family 6 member A-like. Lineage: Eukaryota; Metazoa; Chordata; Actinopteri; Cypriniformes; Cobitidae. The record is from RefSeq and is a predicted model, not a curated record.
UACAGUAUAUUUCAAAAUUAUCUACCGCCACAAGAUGCAUGAAAACAUUUACAUUAAUGCGCAGAACAACAACUAUCAACAAGUAACAGAUAAUAAGUAUAAGAUACAUGCGAUUGAUAAGAGAGGUGUUCGCUGUAUUGCAGUUCUCACUGUCCUCCUCUCCUUGUCUUUGCUGGUUAAUGUAGUGUUGGGAUACAAGUAUCAUAACACUGACACAAAUCAGGGAUGUGAACUAGUAACCAACAUUUCAAGUCCAGUGUCCAACACACAAACAACUAAAGAAGUCAACAAGCCAUCAGUGAGCUGUUCAGAUAAAGAUUUGCUGGGUAAAUGGGUUCUGAACAAGGACAGAUUUUAUGUUUUUCAUGAUGAAAUAAGGAACUGGAUCGACAGCAGAGACCACUGUCAGACCCUGAACGGAGACCUGGUCAUUAUUAAAAGCAAAGAGGAACAGGAUUUUCUUGCUCAACAAAUAGUCAAGCUCGAUGCACCGGCACUACACUGGAUUGGCCUGACUGACAGCCAAACUGAGGGGGUGUGGCUUUGGGUGGACAACACCCCAUUAAACGACAACCUCUCGUGGUGGAUCUUCCCUCCUGAUAACCAUCCUAGAGAUGAUCCUUUGGGUGAAGACUGUGCUGUAUUAAAUGGCUUUUCAAAAGGAGAAAAAUGGGGAGACAUUUCCUGCUCAAAGAAGGAGAAAAGCAUUUGCGAGAUUCCAUGUUAUUGAAGACUAAUGUAAUCAUGAUCAUAUUCAUGGUCUCAGUAGUGAUAAGUUUAUGACUAUAUAUUAAUGUAAUUAAUGUCAAUUACAAGUGUGGAGAAAAUUAUCAUGAAUGCAUUAAUGUUUUGUAUUGUUUUUUAUUAAUCUUAUUUUUGCUUAACAAAAACAGGAGGUUUGUUUGUGCAAAUGCUUGUGACAGGAAACGUGACCUGCUCUGGAUGAACUGAUAUAUACUUGCGUAAAUAUAGUUCAAUAUUAUGCUUUUGUAAUAAGCAUAUUAAAAAAUAUAUAUUACAUAUACUUCUCCAAAUUCUGUUUAAAAGUAUGGCUGAUGAAUGAGAAGCAUAUUGAUUUGACUUUCAGCAUGUCUUGUACUUAAACAUAAUUAUGAUAUGGAAUAAUGAUAUGUCCAUACAUUUUUUCAGCAUUAAACAUUUCAUUUGUC